This is a messenger RNA of Cyprinus carpio (common carp), 1181 nucleotides long. Its product is annotated as BLOC-1-related complex subunit 5. Gene Ontology annotation, biological process: organelle transport along microtubule; positive regulation of anterograde synaptic vesicle transport; lysosome localization. The record is from RefSeq and is a predicted model, not a curated record. Gene Ontology annotation, cellular component: cytoplasmic side of lysosomal membrane; synaptic vesicle membrane; BORC complex. Lineage: Eukaryota; Metazoa; Chordata; Actinopteri; Cypriniformes; Cyprinidae.
ACAUGUUAUCAGACCGGAUGUUACAUUUGUUCCUCUAGUGAUUGUAAGCUUAUUUGCUAUUAAAUAUAGUUUGUGUACGUUAUCCGCAACCAGUAUUGUGGUUUAACAUCUCACAAUGUCUUUAAGUUACGUAAGCUACAAUGUAAAACAUUAGCAAGCGGUUCAUUCAGCUAAACAGUCAGACGAAUGAAAUCGCCCAAUUUAAACAGCUGAAAAUAACAUUUAGCGCUUGUGUUGAAUGCACAGACUGAGUGCACCAUGGGUGCUGAACAGAGUGGAGAUGCUGAACAUAAACAUUCAGACUUCAGCGCUUCAGUUGUACCUUCUCCAGCCAAGCAUAGAGCCAAAAUGGAUGACAUAGUAGUUGUUGCCCAAGGAACUCAGUCAUUACGGAAUAUCCAUAAUGAUCCAGAUGUAAUAAAGCUACAGGAAAUUCCCACCUUUCAGCCACUUCUGAAAGGUGUGCUCAGUGGGCAAACCUCCCCCAGCACUGUCUGUUUAGAAAAGCUGGAUUCGGCACAGGUGCUGCAGCUGUGUGUCCGAUAUCAGGAUCAUCUACACCAGUGUGCGGAAGCUGUUGCCUUUGACCAGAACGCUCUGGUCAAGAGGAUCAAAGAGAUGGAUCUGUCAGUGGAGGCGUUAUUCUGCAUCAUGCAGGAAAGGCAAAAGCGAUACGCCAAGUACGCCGAGCAGAUCCAGAAGGUCAAUGAAAUGUCAAUGAUUCUGAGACGCAUCCAGAUGGGCAUUGACCAGACGAUACCACUGAUGGAGCGUCUCAACAACCUUCUGCCCGAGAGCGAGCGCCUGGAGCCCUUCAGCAUGAAACCUGAUGGAGAAAUCAAAUAGAGUCUGGCAAAAUAGUGUUCAUAGUGGGUUCACUGAUGGACUUUUGCUUUAUAGAGACCUACCUCAGGUCAUGUCUGGAUGUUACCUAUGAAACUUCUCACUUUAGUGUAUUUUGAAAGGCUUAUUGCGUGCCUGGAUCAGGUGUUAUUUGGCAUAGAACAAGUUACAUGGUACAAAAUGGAAAAACUGUAAUACCAGAAUGGUAAAGGCAUGAGUGCUUUUAAAGGGCAUGACAACAUAUAAUUCUGCCUCUGUAAUUUAAAAUGUUAUUUAAUGAGAAGUCAUUAAUGCAUAUGAUGCUAUUAAAGUUGUUGGCAUUAAAUCGUUUAUACAUA